AUGAAUGAAAUAAAAAGAUUAACAGGUAUUUAUCAUGAAGUACAAGAAGGUUCGCUAUGUGCUCAACAUGCAUUGAAUAAUCUUUUACAACGUGAAAUAUUUUCAGCUGUCUCUCUGGCUGAUAUUGCUCGAGUUCUAGACGAACAAGAAAAUAGCGUACUAGGUCGACACACUGGACAUUCAGAAAAUAUGGAUGACACCGGCUUUUUUAGUAUUCAAGUAUUGCAAAAUGCAUUGAAAGUAUUUGAUGUUGAAUUAAUUCCGUAUGCCAGUCAACAUCCCGUAGCUCAACAAGCACGUGCGGAAGCGCAAUCAAUUCAAGCUUAUAUUUGUAAUUUGCGUGAGCAUUGGUUAACAAUUCGAAGAUUUGGUUCGCAAUAUUUUGAUUUAAAUUCUAUAUCGACUGUACCAAAACUGAUUUCCGAUACAUAUCUAUCGCUAUAUUUAGCGCAAUUGAAACAAAGUGGUUAUUCCAUAUUUAUUAUUCAUGGAAUUUUGCCACCGUGUGCAGCUGAUGAAAAACUUCUAAACAAUACAAUUGAUCCAGUUUAUUAUCGUUCGUUAACGACUCGAGCUGAUGUUGCCGAUAGAGAUAGCCAUGGAAAGUCAACAACUUCACCGGGAUCAUCUUCAUCGUUCGAUGAAAUAGAAAUAAAACGUGCUAUUAAAGCAAGUGUGGAGUUGGAUAGUUCGGAAGAUAAAGCUCUACAAGAAGUUCUUGCUCAAUCAUUACGCGAUUCCCAUGGUAUCGAUGAUCCGAUGUUUAUUAAUCAUCAAGAAGAAGAUACAGACGCACUCAAUCAAAGAUUACUUGAUGAAGCUAUUGCUGCUAGUUUACUUAACAAUCCGCCAGUAACAACAAUAGAUGAUAAAACUACAGAAUCAGCACCACAAACAACAGCAGAACCAAGUGUCGAAGAAUUACGACAACGACGCCUUCAAUUCUUCGAGAAUAAAGAGAAAGCAACAACAACAACAGACGCAAAUCCAUCAGAAUCAAAUAAAUAA
This is a messenger RNA of Rotaria socialis, 1008 nucleotides long. The record is from the annotation of a GenBank genome assembly. Lineage: Eukaryota; Metazoa; Rotifera; Eurotatoria; Philodinida; Philodinidae.